Molecule: messenger RNA, 2097 nt
Organism: Engraulis encrasicolus (European anchovy)
Lineage: Eukaryota; Metazoa; Chordata; Actinopteri; Clupeiformes; Engraulidae
Product: LIM and senescent cell antigen-like-containing domain protein 1
Exons: 10
Coding region: 168-1340 (390 amino acids)
Biological process (GO): positive regulation of integrin-mediated signaling pathway; positive regulation of substrate adhesion-dependent cell spreading; cell-cell junction organization
Cellular component (GO): cytoplasm; cell-cell junction; focal adhesion
Source: RefSeq, a predicted model, not a curated record
GGCACACAGACCAGCUGACAGCAGGGUCAGUGGAGCCAGUCUCUCCUGCUGUCUCAGCGGUGGACUAACAACUUGCUGCAUUUCACCUACCUGGAAGGAGGACUUCUGUUGGAGUUUUUGGACUUCUGUUGGAGUUUUUUGGUUUUAUUCAUCCACAAAAGUUCUUCAUGGAGGUUCAGGUUCAGGGCAGAGCGCUUCCCCCCAUCAUCCCUGAAGAUGGGGAGCCUGAGUUGGAGGUGAACGGAGGAGUAGUACCGCACGUGAAUGGCGGAGAUGCAGAGGUGCCCGUCUCCAAGUCUCAGAGGAGACGCAGUGAUGUCAAGGUCUACAAAGAGAUCUGUGACUACUACGCAAAAUUCAACAUGGCAAAUGCUUUGGCAAAUGCCAUCUGCGAGCGCUGCAAGAGUGGGUUUGCUCCAGCAGAGAAGAUCGUCAACAGCAAUGGAGAGCUCUACCAUGAGGGCUGUUUCGUUUGUGCCCAGUGCUUCCAGCAGUUCCCAGAGGGGCUUUUCUACGAGUUUGAAGGCCGAAAAUACUGCGAGCACGAUUUCCAGAUGCUGUUUGCCCCGUGCUGCCAUCAGUGUGGGGAGUUCAUCAUUGGCCGUGUGAUUAAGGCCAUGAACAACAGCUGGCAUCCCGAAUGCUUCUGCUGUGAUCUCUGCAACGCUGUCCUGGCUGAUGUGGGCUUUGUGAAGAAUGCUGGAAGACACUUGUGCAGGCCUUGUCAUAAUCGAGAGAAGGCUCGUGGCCUAGGCAAGUACAUCUGCCAGAAGUGUCAUGCCAUCAUCGAAGAGACGCCUCUGAUUUUCAAGAAUGAUCCAUACCAUCCGGACCACUUCAACUGCAACAACUGUGGUAAAGAAUUGACUGCCGAGGCCCGUGAGCUGAAGGGAGAACUGUACUGUCUCCCCUGCCAUGAUAAAAUGGGAGUUCCCAUCUGCGGUGCCUGCCGCAGACCUAUCGAGGGCCGCGUGGUUAAUGCCAUGGGCAAGCAGUGGCACGUGGAGCAUUUUGUGUGUGCUAAGUGUGAGAAGCCCUUCCUUGGACAUCGUCACUAUGAGCGCAAGGGCCUGGCUUAUUGUGAGACACACUACAAUCAGCUGUUUGGUGACGUGUGCUACCACUGCAAUCGUGUGAUCGAAGGAGACGUUGUUUCUGCCUUGAAUAAAGCAUGGUGUGUCAACUGCUUUGCCUGCUCAACAUGCAACACCAAGUUGACUCUCAAGAACAAGUUUGUGGAGUUUGACAUGAAACCAGUGUGUAAGAAGUGCUACGAGAAAUUCCCACUGGAACUGAAGAAGCGUCUAAAGAAGCUUGCCGACGCAACUGGGAAAAAGUGAUAACAUGCCGUUGGUGGUACACUCAUGGAAAUGCAUGUACAUGCGGUUACUUGAUCUGAAUAUAAUGUAAUGAAUGCCAUCCGUUUGUUUUUUUUUUCUGUAUGAUUGCGACCAUGGUAAGAUUAUGCGAUGAAUUGCAUGAGUGGUCCUUAGAAGUCAAAUACUGAAAAUACCCUUUAAAUUGUGUUGUCUUUUUUUUCGUCAACAAUACUGUUUGCCAUGAAAUACUGUUACAUUUUGGAAUGCUGAAGCUGUGCUGUGUAAAGCAAAAGUAUGACGCGUCACCUUCAAUAAAACAUAUUUGCUUGAUUCAGUGCUGAACAUACAAAAGUACAAAAUAAAAAGGAACCAUUUUGGUAUGGAGGUUACAAAUAACCACAAUAUUGAGAGUAUGCCGUAAAGCCCUGGGUAUAAUAAACAGCAAAUGGACUUGCAGGUUUUAGAAUGUAUUGCAACAUGUCGUCUUGGUUCAGUUUAAGUUACACGUUUUCAGUCACUGCAGAGAUGUAAUUAUCAGUCCUGUUAUGUAUUGUGUAUGUACCAUACUACGCAUUCCUUUUUAUUAUGUAUGAUUCCAAUGAAGAUAUACAUUCACAGAUGUAAUCAUUAUUAUUUUGCUUUUUCUAUUUAUUUAAAAGUAGUAAUGUGAAGGUGUCCAAUUGACUUGCUUACUUUUUUGAGCUGUGUGUGACAUCUAUGUCAAUAAAAACGCCUCAUGUAUGCUGUUUGAGAGUCUAACAGAGACAUUCAAUUUCAA